Messenger RNA from Tetrahymena thermophila SB210, 1437 nucleotides. RefSeq lists its product as hypothetical. The record is from RefSeq and is a predicted model, not a curated record. Lineage: Eukaryota; Ciliophora; Oligohymenophorea; Hymenostomatida; Tetrahymenidae. The transcript has a single exon. Gene Ontology annotation, molecular function: protein binding.
AUGAACGGAGAGGUAGACAUGGAAUUAGAUGAUUUCGAGAAUGAAGAAAUGUUAAUAGAAAAUGAGCUAUAGUAGAAUCAAAAUUAGAAGCCUAAUUAUUAAAUAUUUUUCCCUGAAAAUUAAAUUUAAGAAGUUCUUAAUCCCAAUGAAAAAGAUCCUUAUUUUCACAUGAAUAUGCUCAAGCCCUUAGAAUGGAAGGAUUCUUUAAAAGUACUUAGCGAUCCUUAUCAAUAUUUGGUUUGCAAUGUUGCCAAAAAGGAUUGCAAAUCUCUGAACUGGCAGAUGAUAUACUCUCGCGUUUUAUAUUUAAUGAGAGAAUGGUCUUUGCUUAGCGUUUCUCAGGUGGAAAGAGUUCUUGACAGCAGAGAUAGAGAUUUACAAUGUUUUGAGUUUAAUAAGCAAGGAAAAGUAGCUGUCAUUCAUAAAUCCAGAAUCAUCUUACAUGAAAAUUAUCAAAAAAAAGGAAAUUAAUAUGACCAAAAGAAUCUUUUUAUAUUAGAAAACGAUAGCAAUUAUUAAUUCAUUGCACCUUCUUACAAAUUCUCAGAAAUUUUAGUUGCUUCUAAUAGGAAUUCAUUGCGUUUGAUUAGAUAGGUAUUAAAUGCUGAAAAGAGUUGCUAUCAACUCGAUAUUAUUAAAUAAUACAACGGUUACAAUGCAGAAAUAGGUAGAUUCAGUCGCGAUGGGAAAUACUUUAUUUUUUCAAAUGCUAUCUCUCAAAAAAUUUACAUUUUAGAUCUAUUUUGUCACAAAAUUUUUGAGAGAAAUACUAAUUAAAAGAGCAUAUCACACAUGUCUUUCAGUCGUAGUGGAUUGAACUUUUUAACUGUUUGCAGAGAGACAAAAACUUUAAAUGUUUACGAAUGUGUUUUGUGGGAAAAAUAAUAGUUUAAAUUCUAAGACUAGAUAUUAUUUGCAGAUUUUCUUGAUGAGUCUUAGAAUUAGGAAAUGGCAAACUGCAUUUUAGUAAUUUUAAAGUCUGGAGAAAUAUAAGUGAUAAAGGACAUGCAAUUUAAUAUGCUCAACUCAGCAAAUAAAAGAAUAAAUUUUGAUAUAUUUGAAAGACAGCAAAUAGUAACUCCCAGUUUAAAGGAAAUGUCUCUUGACUUCUAAAUUAUUCAACACAUUUUCAUUGAUAAUAUUUUAUUCUUUAUAAUUGAAAUGUAGGGCCACUCUUCUAAAAACUUAAAAUUUAGUUUCCAUGCCUUUGAUUUCAACAGCAAAAACAGCAAAUUAAUUGAUUAUGAUAAUUUAUCUAUUAAUAAAAAUGUACGCUUCAUUAUUCAACCAACAAAGCAAUAACUUAUUUACGAAGUUACUUUCUAUAAUCAUGAGUUAGAAAUCGACAAUCCCUCACAAGAAUAUUAUGAAAAGCUAUUUGUUGAUUUGCAUAUCAACUACAGAUAAUCAAAUAAUUCCUAAGGACAUAUUUAUUGA